Molecule: messenger RNA, 1598 nt
Organism: Triplophysa dalaica
Lineage: Eukaryota; Metazoa; Chordata; Actinopteri; Cypriniformes; Nemacheilidae
Gene: lipt2
Product: lipoyl(octanoyl) transferase 2
Exons: 4
Coding region: 171-845 (224 amino acids)
Biological process (GO): protein lipoylation
Cellular component (GO): mitochondrion
Molecular function (GO): lipoyl(octanoyl) transferase activity
Source: RefSeq, a predicted model, not a curated record
AAGUUCCCGACAAUUAAACUACCAGAUUUUGUUUAUAAGAGUUACAUCAGAAAUGCAUGGCAGCCGCACAGAGAGUAAUAAAACAGCACUGCAAAUCAUGGAUCAGAUACCUUUCCGAAAGGUCAGAAAUAACAGGCCCGUUGCUGCUUCAAUAACCAUCUAAAAUCACAAUGUCAUGUGGUAAGGCUGCUGUCAGGGUGGUCUAUUUAGGCAGGAUUUCCUACCCCAAUGCCUUGAAGAUACAGCAGCACCACAUCAAGCAACACCUUGAUUUGUCUAAUAGCAGCCCAAACACUUUAUUGCUGUGUGAACAUGAACCUGUGUACACCAUUGGCAUCAGACAGGCCCCCUACCCCCCUGAAGAGGAACAAAGACUGAAAAACCUGGGCGCAGACUUCUUCCGUACAAACCGAGGAGGUCUGAUAACUUUUCAUGGGCCUGGUCAGUUAGUGUGUUAUCCUGUCCUGAAUCUGGGCUGCUUUAAAAAAAGUGUAAGAUGGUAUGUGUGUGAACUGGAGAGGACUGUCAUCAAUACAUGCAGCAAAUUUGGAAUCAAAGCCUCUACCUCUCCAGAUACUGGUGUCUGGGUUGGCAAUAAUAAAAUAUGUGCAAUUGGAAUCCAUUGCGGAAGAUACAUAACCUCCCAUGGUUUGGCUCUGAACUGCAAAACAGACAUGAGUUGGUUUGACAACAUCGUGCCAUGUGGGCUUGUGGGUAAAGGCGUCACAUCACUGAGUCGAGAGCUGGAGCGGGAUGUUUCAGCCGAAGAAGCCAUUCCAAAACUACUGGAAGCCUUUAGUGAACAGUUCAAUUGCUCUUUAAUUUCUAACAAUAGCUUCAUGUAAAUGUAUUUUAUUAUAAAAAUCAAAAAUUUUGAUUUUAAAUCUGGUUCCUUAUGCUUAAAUCUGUAGACAAUAAACAGUUUUGUUGUAUGUUCUUAGACCUCCAACUGAAUACAGUAGGUGUGCUAAGCUGAAAUCCCUUCAAUUGGUUGCUGGAGUUGUGGAAAUAGUUUUAAUGACAAAAUACUUAAUCCCCAUACAUCAAAAUGUGUUAUUUCAAAGAUAAAUUAUAUGUAGAUUUUCUGCAUGUUUGUUGGUUCUCUGGGAUUUAUGACUCCCAUGAACCCCUGAUAACAUCACGAGAGACAUUCUCAUAAAGAUGAGCUGGCUCCAGCAAGAUGAGAUGUCUCCCUUGUAUCAAAUCCUUGUUACCAUUUUUCUCUCCUUUCCUUUGUCUAAAAACAGUGCCAAAAUGUAGACGCUGUAAUUAUUUUUUUGGAACAGCUCCUAGUAAAGGCAUUUUUGUAAACAUGAUUUAUUUUCUGUCAGGCUUGUGGAAAUGACAGCCCUGUGGUGGUGAAACAGCGGUGAUUUAUAGACGUGUUUUUUUCUCUUCUGAUCAUUGCUGUAUGGCACUGAGUGAACAGGCAGCAAAAGGACGGCCACUGGAUUCAAUUACACGUCCUGUCCUCCACGGAAGAUACGUGUCCUUGGGACCAAAACCUUGUGAACAUGUUUAUCAUUGAUAAAACGUCACCUUUGAAGCUGAUACAUUUAUAUAUAUCAGACAAUAAAUAAGCAUUUUGAACAUUUUAA